Messenger RNA from Chara braunii, 2610 nucleotides. The record is from the annotation of a GenBank genome assembly. NCBI's taxonomy places the organism in Eukaryota, Viridiplantae, Streptophyta, Charophyceae, Charales, Characeae.
GCAGUCGAAGGGCUAUUCUCUCGUCCUCAGGUCAGCAUUACACCUGCUUUCAGAACUGCUCCCCUCUCCUAUCUGUGAUGCGACGAGUUUAUCUUCCUUUGAUAUGAGAUUUUCAACGUCUGAGCGGGGGGGUUUGGUGAGGUAACAGGACUUGUCAUCUUGCCUUUCGGUCCAGGACCCAUUCUUAUCUGCAGCAGUCACCCACAGUCUCAACCACCCCCAUAUCUCCAUUUGUGAGGGGUGGGGGAGGAGAUGGAAGCAGCUGCGACUCCUGCGAGGAUAGACCUAGAAGCUAUGAAGACAGGCAUGGCUCCUGACUUGAAUGCGAAACAUCGAUUACCGUCGGCCGGUGCAUCUUUCAAGCAUCCGAUAUCCGUGGCUGUCAAACACGUGCUACCUGCUGGUAGCAAGCGUAUUGUCACUGUUAUCUUAGGCCUCCUCCUUGUCUUUGCUUUUCCUAUUAUGUUGAAAGCACUUUUCCUUGAACCACAACGACCCCUGCUUUCCCCAUCCGCGCACGUUAAUCCAAAGGUGAUUUCCACGACUUCUUUUAGGACGAAGCGUACCUUUCGUCAGGCAUUUGCCCGUCGAAGCCUCAAGCAGCACACGGCUGUUCAUGAGAAAGAGGCCUCGUCCGAGUGGUCGACAAAGACGACAUCCCCUCUGGGGACAAGUGCGCUGCCGAACCUUUUGCAAGCGCAUGUGCCAAAAUGCCACACGAGGAAGCCGCAAUUUGUAACCGUAAAGAGCGAUGUGGAGAGACCCCGCGUGUUGAUCAUUUCCGCGAUACAAAACGAGUGCACCACUGCAAUGGGCGACGAUGUCGUCUUGCGCGGCCUGAAGAAUAAGGUUGACUAUGCCCGACUGCAUGGCAUGGACGUCGAACAUUGCAGUGUUGAUGUGCCAAUGGAGCCAUCGGAGGACCGGCAAUGGCACAAGCUUGCAGCGAUACAGGAGAAGAUGAGGAGCUUUCCGGCCUACGAUUGGUACGUCUGGCUGGAUUAUGACAGCGUCAUCACGGAUAUGACAUUCGAUAUUCCAUGGAAAACUUAUUCUUCCCAUAGUCUUGUGAUCUGGGGUCAAUCUACUGCGCUUUAUACGGGCGAGAAACUCCGGUCGAACAUGAUAAGCACCUCCACUAUGUACGUACGCAAUAACGAAAUCUCUCGGCGGUUGCUUGAUCGCGUGAUGGAGCUUUGUAAAAGUGGGAGUGAAGGGGUGAGCGAGAUGUUCAUCGACAAACCUCGGAAACCGACUCUGAACGACCAGUCCGCACUUGUGUACGUGCUUUCCACAGAACAGCAGCUGUGGCGGCAGCACGUAUAUCUGGAAAACAACUACGACAUAUCCCACUGGUGGGGUGAUGUAAGUGACAGACUUGAGGAGUACUACUCAGACUGGAGAGGGGAGGGACAGUUUCCACCAUUCAUUCUGAAUUUUUCAGGUUGUGAAUUUUGUAUAGACGAACCACAGCGGUCUCCACGUUGUGUGAAGGACUUCCACAGAGGAGUGCGAUUCGCAGAGAAUCAAAUCCUUGGUGCCUUCAACAUGACCCAUACCGACCUUGACUCUGCCGAGGUUGUCCAUCUCACUGCAUCCAUGAGCUAGUUUUCUGCAGGAUCACACAAAGCGUUGACUUCAUAAUGAGCGUAGCUAAUUCCGCUACUUGACGGAACAAGAUUGAUGUUUUGGAACAUGCCGAAAAAAAAAUGACACGGCACCAGUUGCGGAUGGAAUAGUGUAUAGCACGGGUCGAAUUGUGUGGUCCCAUUCUUGAUUGGCUAUCGAGGUGCGGUACUUUGCCGCAUGUCAUCGUUCUCGGUUGUUUGAAUGACUGCAAAACAUGUGGGGGAAAAACAAAAAAUAACAUUUGGUAUGUGACAGCAGCUUGAGAGUACAGGAGAACCGCCUCCAGCUUUUGGGUGGCGUCGAUUUCUGUGAUUCUUUGGCCAGUAGGGUUGAAGUGUUUCGCCCAUUUUGGUCUUUAGUAGGCUCCCUUCGUACACUAGCAUGAUGUGCACGCCGCACACGGGUUAUCCCUUGAAUUCAGCCUGACGUCGAGAUCAGUGUAUAGUUCGCGGCACUUUGCAGCCGAUACGAAUGUAUCUAUCCGAUUCUAUCGUUCUUGUGCAUGCAACUUGUGUUGAGCAGGAUAUGAAUGUCUCUGGAGUCUGGCCCGAUUCGACGAGAGCACGGAGUUCGACCCUCGUUUCGCUUGGAGUGAUUUGCAGAGCUGAUGGUCUGCGAUUCGUCAUUUACAUGACGCAACUUACUUUGUCAAUUUGAAUACAGUACCUUCCGGCUUCCUGCGUCAUUUCAACACCCCAAGACAAUCAUUUCAGCAUCUGGGAAGAGUGCUAGUGGGGGGGGGGGCCAGGGGGGGCAAGGACGAAAACCGAUGAGGGAACAGAAAGGUGCGCUUGUGAAUUGCGGAGGAGCAUUAGGACCGGCACCAAGACGACAGUGCAACGAGCAUAAGGCUGUCUUAUAUAUUGUCAUCCACAUCAGUGCGACGUGUCGGACAUGUCGGACUUUUAGCGCUACGGUAUGUCACUCCCUUCAUCCAAGGGCGACAUUGAAGAGCAACAUCGAAUACGCCGUUAGAACUAG